AUGCGUAUACUGAUGAAAAUUCUAGAAGCAAUCUCUCCCUCCUCUUUCUCUCUCCCCGUCUGUGGCUUAUAAUCUUUUCCCUUCGGCUUCCCACCCUCAAUUAUUUCUUGGGUUUUCAUUCUCUUGCAGUUUCAUUUGCCAUUUCUUCAUCUCCGAGUUCCGCUGCUUCAAUUCGACCCUAGGUUUCGUCUUUGAGGACUUUCACCUCAAGUUAACUAUGGCAUCGAAACGCAUCUUGAAGGAGCUCAAGGAUUUGCAGAAGGACCCUCCUACUUCAUGCAGUGCGGGUCCCGUGGCUGAGGACAUGUUUCAUUGGCAAGCAACAAUUAUGGGACCUUCAGAUAGUCCAUAUGCCGGUGGUGUCUUCCUUGUCUCAAUUCAUUUUCCUCCUGACUAUCCUUUCAAGCCACCGAAGGUUGCAUUUAGGACUAAGGUGUUUCACCCAAACAUCAAUAGCAAUGGAAGUAUAUGUCUUGACAUUCUUAAAGAACAGUGGAGCCCAGCACUUACAAUUUCCAAGGUCCUUUUGUCAAUAUGCUCAUUGUUGACGGACCCCAACCCUGAUGACCCCCUUGUCCCCGAAAUUGCUCACAUGUACAAGACCGACAGAGCCAAGUAUGAAGCUACUGCUCGCAGCUGGACACAGAAGUAUGCCAUGGGAUGAACGGUCCUUCCUUCUCUCAACUGUUUGAAUAAAAGUGGAAAAAAAAAAUUAUAUUUGCUUCUUAUGUAACAGAAUUAAAGAUGUCUUGAAUGGAUGCUUUCUGUUUUUGUCCGUGGAACUUAAAAUUGGUAAUUGUUAAGGGUCCGCUGUUGUGAAUAUUCCUUUUGUAUGACGUUGGUGAUGUGAAGGUUAUUGUUCCGUAAA
Prosopis cineraria is the source of this 868-nucleotide messenger RNA. RefSeq names its product ubiquitin-conjugating enzyme E2-17 kDa. Gene Ontology annotation, molecular function: ubiquitin conjugating enzyme activity. Bases 218 to 664 code for a protein of 148 amino acids. The record is from RefSeq and is a predicted model, not a curated record. Lineage: Eukaryota; Viridiplantae; Streptophyta; Magnoliopsida; Fabales; Fabaceae. The transcript is spliced from 5 exons. Gene Ontology annotation, biological process: protein polyubiquitination. Gene Ontology annotation, cellular component: nucleus.